AUGGGUGACUGGAACUUGCUUGGGAGCAUCUUGGAGGAGGUCCACAUUCACUCCACCAUAGUGGGAAAAAUUUGGCUGACAAUCCUCUUCAUUUUCCGAAUGCUGAUACUGGGAGUCGCUGCCGAAGAUGUCUGGGAUGACGAGCAGGUUGAGUUUAUUUGUAACACGGAGCAGCCCGGCUGCAGGAAUGUUUGCUACGACAAAGCCUUCCCGAUCUCCCUGAUCCGAUACUGGGUUUUACAAAUCAUUUUUGUCUCUUCGCCUUCCUUGGUGUACAUGGGCCACGCGCUUUACAGGUUAAGGGUUUUAGAGAAGGAAAGACAGAAGAAGGCGGUCCAACUGAGAGCGGAACUAGAAGGGAUUGAGCUGAUACUUGAAGAACACAAGAGGAUGGAGAGGGAGCUGAAAAAGCUGGAGGAGCAAAAGAAAGUGAACAAAGCUCCGCUCAGAGGCUCUCUGUUGCGCACCUACGUCUUUCAUAUCCUAACCAGAUCUGUGGUCGAAGUUGGGUUCAUGGUGGGCCAGUAUGUCCUAUAUGGAUUUCAGUUUGACCCUUUAUAUAAGUGCACGAGAAUGCCUUGCCCAAACACUGUGGAUUGUUUCGUGUCAAGGCCAACUGAAAAGACCAUUUUCAUGUUUUUCAUGCUUUGUAUUGCAGCUGUUUCGUUGUUUUUGAACAUCCUCGAAAUCUCUCACUUGGGCGUCAAAAAGAUCAAGCAAACUCUCUACGGGAGAACCGUCAGACAUGGCACAGAGGAAGAUUUGAGUGUUUACAAAUCCAAGAAAAACUCCAUGGUCCAGCAAGUCUGCAUACUGACCAACUCUUCACCACACAAGAUGGUUCCUUUAACUCAGACAAGUUACAAAAUAUUGCAGGAGGGCCAGCUGGACCCUGUACCGAUUUACGUGCCCUCGGCGGGGUUUAAGAUGAUCUACGGAGGAAAUGAUGCGAAGGAUGAGAUCCUAAGGCAAAACCAAAAUGACCGUGAUCAUGACGCCUUUAGCAAUCAGCACCCUAGACAACUAGGCGAGCGUAGUCAGAGCCAGCUCCACGCGCAACGCCUGGAUAAAGCCUCUGAGCGUCGCAACACAUUAGAAGCCCAGGAUCGUUCUUGCAGUAGCGACGACUCCAACAACAGGUUCCAGCAGAACGGCAUCGGAGAGAACUCGAAUCAGCUACAGCAAGCUGCCCUGCCUCCUAAAACUUCGUUCCAGUCGAGCCAGCUGGAGAUCCCAGCUGCUGAGAGGAAUGCUCUUUACAAACAGAGCAGGGUCAGCUGCUGCAAGGACUAUGCAGAAGACCGCAGCGACUCCCCAGACAGCGGGCACUAUCCUUCCACAAGGAAGGCCAGUGUUCUUUCAAAGGUGGUAUCUGAGAGCAAGCUGCCAAGUCGAUCGGGUAGCCCCGACUCCAGGAACGGCUCCGGGUCGGAAUCCAAGCACCUGGGAAAAGGAGAAAGCCCCCCCAUGACGGCGCCUCCGUCCGGGCGAAGAAUGUCCAUGAGUAUGCUACUAGAGCUUUCUUCCAUCAUGAAAAAAUGA
Messenger RNA from Polyodon spathula (Mississippi paddlefish), 1542 nucleotides. RefSeq names its product gap junction protein alpha 10 b (gene gja10b). Lineage: Eukaryota; Metazoa; Chordata; Actinopteri; Acipenseriformes; Polyodontidae. Gene Ontology annotation, cellular component: connexin complex. The transcript has 2 exons. The record is from RefSeq and is a predicted model, not a curated record. Gene Ontology annotation, biological process: cell communication. Bases 1 to 1542 code for a protein of 513 amino acids.